Molecule: messenger RNA, 1131 nt
Organism: Diaporthe amygdali
Lineage: Eukaryota; Fungi; Ascomycota; Sordariomycetes; Diaporthales; Diaporthaceae
Product: mitochondrial ribosomal small subunit component
Exons: 3
Coding region: 1-1131 (376 amino acids)
Biological process (GO): mitochondrial translation
Cellular component (GO): mitochondrial small ribosomal subunit
Molecular function (GO): structural constituent of ribosome
Source: RefSeq, a predicted model, not a curated record
AUGGCUUCAGCAGCCCGAUCACUGCGGCUUGCAUGCCGAAGCUGCAGGAGUCAAAGACCCAUCCAACAUGUUGGCCCAAAGAUCUUUGUCGCCUGGAAGUCAGUGUCCGGCGGCAAUAUCAAGGAGGUCAAGGAAACCAGCACCGACGGCCAGAAGCCUUCCCCUUUCGACAAUUGGGCGGCGGAAGACCUAGAGCAUGACCGGAAAUAUCGCAACAUGACGCCCAGUGAUGUCGCCAAGGAUCUGUUCAGCGAAGAGGAACGCGGCCUCUUUGGCGAGCUCGCCGCCGAACUGGCUGGCCUCGGCGACACCGAGAUCCGCAAGGAGCAAGACGCCGCGCGAGAAUUAUCGAGGCCUCUGAGAGUGGCGGUCAAGCCCAGGAGGGAUGCGUUCUGGGACGAAGAUGAGGACGAUAAGGACCUCAUCAGCAACGAUGACAGCGACGAGUUCGACGAGAACGACAUGACGGACAUCGCACAUGCAAAAUUGGAGGAGCACCGGGAGCAGAGAGCUUAUGCGCGUUUGGCGAUAUGGGAGAUGCCGAUGUUAUCCCAGUACGCCAAACCGUUUGAGCUUCCGACCAAGGAACAACCGCUGCGAUUCCGAUACACAUCAUAUAUGGGCGAAUACCAUCCCGCAGAGAAGAAGGUGGUUGUCGAGUUCAGCCCGGAGGACUUCGGGCUCACCGAGAUCCAAAAGAUGAAGUUGAGGAAGUUGGCUGGCCCGCGGUAUAACCCCGAGAAAGAGGUCAUCAAGAUGAGCUGCGAGUCUUUCGAACACCAGGCCCAGAACAAGCGCUACUUAGCGGAACUGGUCGAAAAGCUGGUCACAGAGGCAAAGGACCCAGCCGACACUUUUGAGGAUAUCCCGCUGGACCUGAGACAUCACACUUUCAAGGUCAAACCCAAAUUCCCCAAGGAGUGGCGAUUGUCAGAGGAGAGGGUGAAGGAGUUGCAGACACACUAUCAGCAGGCGAGGCUUGCGGAUAAGACGAAGCAGGAAGAGGGAACAUUGGUCGAUGGUAUUCAAGCGAUUCAGAAGGCCAUUGCCACCCGGAAACCCAGAGAAGAAGUGCCCGAACUGGUUGGCGUACCGCGAAAAGCGCAACCACGCAGACGCGUUCGCCUCUAG